This is a messenger RNA of Pseudovirgaria hyperparasitica, 2742 nucleotides long. RefSeq names its product alpha,alpha-trehalose-phosphate synthase-like protein subunit Tps2. Gene Ontology annotation, cellular component: cytosol; alpha,alpha-trehalose-phosphate synthase complex (UDP-forming). Bases 1 to 2742 code for a protein of 913 amino acids. Gene Ontology annotation, molecular function: catalytic activity. NCBI's taxonomy places the organism in Eukaryota, Fungi, Ascomycota, Dothideomycetes, Acrospermales, Acrospermaceae. Gene Ontology annotation, biological process: trehalose biosynthetic process; cellular response to heat; fungal-type cell wall organization. The record is from RefSeq and is a predicted model, not a curated record. The transcript is spliced from 4 exons.
AUGAGUGGACAGUCUGCCUACACCGAACCGAGCUCUACGGCCGACGGGACACCGUUCCCUCCAGCAAACCCUGACUCUUACUUUGAAGCACAAAAUGGCGGACGCCCUAGUUCGCCUACAGAGGUUGCAAAGGGUGCAACGUCGGGAGCAGAAUUGCUCCGUCGAUUGAGCCUGGCCAAGUCCCCGCCCACAAACAUUGGGAAGGACAAGGUCGAGAUAGACCCAAAAGCCGCACAUCCAGGACUCAAUCUGAGCGGUGGCAUCAUCAGUGCAGCCUUCUGUGUCCCGUAUAACAUAGGAUAUUCUCCAGGCGGCGAUUGGGAACUCAGAUCAAGACGUGGAACCUCCGCCCUCUUCGACUCUUUCUCUUACCUUGCGUCUCCUUCCUCCCCCUGGGACCACACUCUGGUUGGCUGGACUGGGGAAUUUAUUGAAAUACCAACGCAUGCAGCAACAAAUUCCGCUACAAAUGUAAAUCCUAUCAACAAAGCCUCAGCUCCAAUCCCGGUGAACGGUGGAAAACCGCCUGUUCCUGGUCAAUCUGAGGGGUUUCAUAUCACCAAAGACAAAAGACGGGAGCUGGAGAAGCAGCUUGAGCGCGACAAUGGUGGAAAAAUAGUUCCUGUCUGGCUCAUGGACGAAUAUGAUGACAAGACCGAGACCGCCAUCAUUAAAGAUCAGUCGAGGUGGAGGAAAUUUGCCGAAAAUGAACUGUACACCCUCUUCCAUUACAAGCAGAAUGAGCCGAAAGACGGCCGGGCCGCUCGAAAACAUUGGGCAGACUACUACCGCAUGAACAAGCUCUUCGCGGAUCGAAUAUUGGAAAUCUACAAACCUGGAGACAUCAUCCUUAUCCACGACUAUCACUUGUUGCUCCUCCCAAGCUUGUUGCGCCAGCGUCUCCCACACGUAUAUAUUGGCUUCUUCCUGCAUGUCCCGUUCCCGAGUAGCGAGUUCUACAGAUGUUUGAGUCGGCGGAAGGAGAUUCUCGAGGGUGUGCUGGGUGCCAACAUGAUUGGCUUUCAGUCUUACAGCUACUCUCGCCACUUCUCGUCUUGCUGUACUCGUAUCUUGGGUUUCGACUCUUCAUCUGCAGGCGUUGACGCUUACGGAGCUCACGUCGCAGUCGAUGUUUUCCCGAUCGGGAUCAAUGCGGAGACAACCAAGAAGGCUGCGUUUGAUGAUCCUGUAAUAGCAGAAAAAAUGCAGGCAAUCAAAGAGCUGUAUGCUGGGAAGAAGAUUAUCGUUGGUCGUGAUAGGUUAGAUGCGAUCAAGGGUGUUACCCAGAAGCUACAAGCCUUUGAGAUAUUCUUGGAACGUUAUCCUGAGUGGAGAGACAAGGUUGUGCUCAUCCAGGUCACAAGUCCAGGAAGCGUCCCAGGAGAUCCGGACAACGAGGACAGUAAGCUCAUCAACAAGAUCUCCGACCUUGCUGCUCGUAUCAACGGUGCCUAUGGCUCGCUCAGUUUCACUCCAGUACAGCACUAUCCGCAGUAUCUAGCGAAGGAGGAAUACUUUGCACUACUGCGACUCGCCGAUGUCGGUCUUAUAACAAGUGUUCGAGAUGGCAUGAAUACGACCAGUCUAGAGUAUGUAAUCUGCCAGAAAGACCACUCUGGACCUCUCAUUCUAUCCGAGUUCUCAGGAACAGCAGGCAGCCUGGGUAACGCGAUACAUGUCAACCCGUGGGAUCUUGGCGGUGUUGCAGAUGCAAUAGAUCGCGCGCUGACAAUGGACGAAGACCAACGCAAGGCGCAACAAGAUCGACUGUAUGAGCACGUAGUGGCAAACAACGUACAAGCGUGGACCACGAACUAUCUCAAGCGGCUUAUGACCAACCUAGCUUCCUUUGAUCAGUCUUUUGCCACUCCAGCUUUGGAUCGUGCGAAGCUGCUCUACCAGUACAGAAACUCACGGAAACGCCUUUUCAUGUUCGAUUAUGAUGGUACUUUGACUCCGAUCGUGAGGGAUCCACAGUCAGCUAUUCCAUCAGACCGUGUGAUUCGGACCAUAAAGACUCUGGCAUCCGACCCGGCAAACUCUGUCUGGAUCAUCAGCGGUCGUGAUCAGGCAUUCUUGGAUGAAUGGAUGGGCCACAUCUCUGAGCUAGGACUGAGUGCCGAACACGGCAGCUUCAUGCGCCAUCCAGGGUCUGAAGAGUGGGAGAAUCUUACGGAGAAGACGGACAUGAGCUGGCAAUCUGAAGUGAUGCGUAUCUUCCAGUUCUACACUGAGCGUACUCAAGGCUCGUUUAUCGAGCGCAAGAAGAUAGCGCUGACAUGGCACUACCGUCGAGCUGAUCCCGAGUAUGGCGCCUUCCAGGCACGUGAGUGUCAGAAGCACCUCGAGGCCACCGUGGCCAAGAAGUGGGACGUGGAAGUCAUGACUGGCAAAGCGAAUCUCGAAGUGCGGCCUCGCUUUGUCAACAAAGGUGAAAUCGCAAAGCGUCUGGUGAAGGCGUAUGGCAACGAAGAAGGCGACCCACCAGAAUUCGUGCUCUGUCUAGGCGACGACUUCACGGACGAAGAUAUGUUUCGCUCGCUCCGCCAGACCUCGCUUCCAGACGACCACGUGUUCUCCGUCACGGUUGGCGCCAGCUCGAAGCAGACGCUGGCUAGCUGGCAUCUCCUUGAGCCUGGCGACGUCAUCUCCGUCGUCUCGCUGCUCAACGGCACUGCCGACGCGGGGAAUGUCGGUGCUGUAGCUGUCGUCGACGGGCAAGUUCCGGAGAGCAGGCUGUAG